AUGGGUAGGGUCAUUCGAGCUCAGCGAAAGAGCGGUGGCAUCUUCACCGCUCACACCAAGCACAACAAGGCUCCUGCCAAGUUGCGUGUCUACGACUACGCCGAGCGCAACGGUUACAUCCGAGGUGUGGUUAAGGAGAUCAUCCACGAUGCUGGUCGCGGCGCCCCCCUCGCCAAGGUUGCCUUCCGUGACCCCUACAAGUACCGCACCCGUGUUGAAACCUUUGUUGCCACCGAAGGUCUCUCUACCGGUCAAUUCGUCUACUGCGGCAAGAAAGCUGCUUUGAACGUUGCCAACGUUCUCCCCCUCUCAUCGCUUCCCGAAGGUACCAUCAUUUGCAAUGUCGAGGAGAAAUCCGGUGACCGUGGCUCUCUCGCCCGUACCUCGGGUAACUACGCUACCAUCAUUGGACACGAUUCCAACGGUAAAACCUCCCGUAUCCGUCUUCCUUCGGGUGCUAAGAAGACUGUUCCUUCCACUUCGCGUGCUACUAUCGGUAUCGUAGCUGGCGGUGGUCGUAUUGACAAGCCUUUGCUCAAGGCUGGUCGUGCUCAUCACAAGUUCAAGGUCAAGAGGAACUCGUGGCCCAGAACUCGUGGUGUUGCUAUGAACCCUGUCGAUCACCCUCACGGUGGUGGUAACCAUCAGCACAUUGGUAAGGCUUCGACCGUGUCGCGAUACGCUCCUUCCGGUCAGAAGGUCGGUCUUAUCGCUGCUCGUCGUACCGGUCUUAUCCGCGGUACCAUCAAGACCAAGGACGCUUAA
Molecule: messenger RNA, 765 nt
Organism: Ustilago hordei
Lineage: Eukaryota; Fungi; Basidiomycota; Ustilaginomycetes; Ustilaginales; Ustilaginaceae
Product: putative RPL2A - ribosomal protein L8.e
Exons: 2
Coding region: 1-765 (254 amino acids)
Biological process (GO): cytoplasmic translation
Cellular component (GO): cytosolic large ribosomal subunit; ribosome
Molecular function (GO): RNA binding; structural constituent of ribosome
Source: RefSeq, a predicted model, not a curated record